AUGAGCGAGGAUAUCGUAGGCGAGCAGUGGUAUUGUGCCGAACGUAAACCAGCCAACAGAUACAUCCUAUCCCCAGUGUUCAUCGACCACCUCAAAGCGCAAAAGCAACCUCAUGCCGCCCAAGAAGAAGGCGAACACCCUCUUUGGUGCGCACGGCACCAAAACGACCUAGUCGUCAAGCAGGCCGCCGAGUACGUGGCGAUUGGCCAACCUUAUAAAGCGCAUGAACAUCAGUGUCCCAAGGAGACAAACCAGUGGACCCACCUCGGCCGCCUACUCACGGUCCAAGUGAGCUACCAACUGGAGCCGAAGGAGUUCUGCGAGUCGCACAUCCACGCGCAGGUCGGCAUGGUGACAGACAUGCUCGACGUCGCGAUCGUGAACCAGGGCGAGUCCAACGACCAGGAGUAG
Aphanomyces astaci is the source of this 411-nucleotide messenger RNA. RefSeq lists its product as hypothetical. The transcript has 4 exons. NCBI's taxonomy places the organism in Eukaryota, Oomycota, Saprolegniomycetes, Saprolegniales, Verrucalvaceae. Bases 1 to 411 code for a protein of 136 amino acids. The record is from RefSeq and is a predicted model, not a curated record.